AUGGCAAAGUUGAACGAAAUCACUACCUACAUCAAGGAGUGUUUGCAAAAUGACAGAAAGUUGCAAAAAUUGGACAAAAAAAUUUUGUCCAAGUUAAUCAAAGCUGUGGAAGUUUCUAACCUCGAUGCCAAAGCACAAGACGCUAUUUACACGGUUAUCAAUGAUAGCAACGUGAAAGAUAAGGAGACUCCCUCUUCAGACUCAGAGUCUGACUCUAGUUCAAGCUCAAGCUCGUCAGAGAGUAGCAGCGAUGGAGACGAUGAGGAUUCUUCUAGCGAUGAGGAUUCUUCGAGCAGCGAUGAGGAUUCCUCUUCAUCAGACGAGGGAGAAGAAGAAGAAGAGGAAGACGAAGACGAAAAGAAAGAGGUGAAAGAGAAGAAAACUGAAACAAAGACUAAAGCUUCCGACAAGUCUGACUCUUCAACCUCUGAAACAUCUUCUUCGGAUUCUAGCAGCUCGUCCGACUCGUCAGACUCUGACUCGGAUUCAGACUCCUCCUCCUCUUCUUCUUCUUCUUCUUCAUCAUCAUCUUCCUCCGAGUCAUCUUCAUCUUCAUCAUCCGACUCCUCCAGCUCAGACUCAGAGUCAGAUUCCGACUCUUCAUCUUCAUCUUCAUCAUCAUCAUCAUCAGACUCAGACUCAGACUCGGAUUCCGACUCCUCUUCUUCGUCGUCUUCAUCUUCAUCAGACUCGGACAAGGAGGGUGAGAAAGACAAGGAGACCAAAAAGCGCAAAUCCGAAGGGGAACUGUCUACUACAGUAAAGAAAGUCAAAAUCGAUGAAAACCUUUCAUCAUCAUCCACAUCAUCAUCAGUUACUGAAUCCAUAAAAUCGCGAUCAAUUUCGGCGACACCAGAACCAGAAUUAAAACCAGGCCAAAGAAAACAUUUUUCAAGAAUAGAUAGAUCAAAAAUUACAUUUGAGGACCAGGCCCUUUUGGAUAAUACAUACAAAGGAGCAGCUGGUACAUGGGGUGAAAGGGCAAGUGACAAAUUGUUACAAGUUAGAGGCAAAGAUUUCACAAAGAACAAAAACAAAAUGAAGCGUGGUAGUUACAAAGGUGGUAGUAUUACACUUGCUUCUGGAUCAUACAAGUUCACUGAUUAA
Molecule: messenger RNA, 1107 nt
Organism: Lodderomyces elongisporus
Lineage: Eukaryota; Fungi; Ascomycota; Pichiomycetes; Serinales; Debaryomycetaceae
Gene: SRP40
Product: Srp40p
Exons: 1
Coding region: 1-1107 (368 amino acids)
Source: RefSeq, a predicted model, not a curated record